AUGAAAGGGCAUAGCGCACAGCUAUGGAAGGAUCCAAAGGAAAGAUUACCACCCGGAAGUCAUCUACCAUGGUCAAUAUGGAAGACGCUAAAUAGGUUAAGAACCGAAACUGGAAGGACAGCGAGUAAUAUGGAAAAAUGGGGGAUAAAAGAGGAUGGAAAAUGCGAAUGUGGUGGGGAGCAGGAUGUAGACCAUUUGUUUGCAUGCCCACUACUACCGAUUGAGUGUAGCAAGGAAGAAUUUUUGACACAUGAAAUUUCAGAUAAGGCAAUACAAAUUGCUGCUUACUGGGAAGGGAAGGGAAUAUGA
Cinara cedri is the source of this 309-nucleotide messenger RNA. The record is from the annotation of a GenBank genome assembly. Lineage: Eukaryota; Metazoa; Arthropoda; Insecta; Hemiptera; Aphididae.